Molecule: messenger RNA, 1364 nt
Organism: Telopea speciosissima
Lineage: Eukaryota; Viridiplantae; Streptophyta; Magnoliopsida; Proteales; Proteaceae
Product: peroxisomal adenine nucleotide carrier 1-like
Exons: 5
Coding region: 128-1096 (322 amino acids)
Biological process (GO): fatty acid beta-oxidation; transmembrane transport; peroxisome organization
Cellular component (GO): peroxisomal membrane
Molecular function (GO): ATP transmembrane transporter activity; ADP transmembrane transporter activity
Source: RefSeq, a predicted model, not a curated record
ACUUCCAACACUCUCCAUGGAUGGGUAGACCUGCAGAGACUCGCUUCGGAGGUUAUUCUUCUUCUAGAUCUAAUUAUCCUAUUCAGAGUUAUUAUUUGUUUCUCUGGUGUUUCUAAAGCUACCUCAGAUGGCCUCCCUAGAUUUCGAAUCCUUAACAGAGGCAACUUCAGGGGCAAUCGGUGCUCUUCUGAGUACUACCAUUCUUUAUCCCCUCGACACCUGCAAGACUAAGUACCAGGCUGACGUUCGGUCUCAAGGUCAGGCAAAAUACAGGUACCUCUCAGAUGUUUUGUGGGAAGCAAUUUCAACCGGUCAGGUUUUUUCAUUGUACCAAGGGCUUGGGACCAAGAACCUGCAAUCUUUCAUAUCACAGUUCGUCUACUUCUUUGGGUACAGCUACUUCAAAAAACUGUAUCUGAGGAGGAGCGGAAUGAAAUCCAUUGGAACAAAAGCAAACUUAAUUGUUGCUGCCGCUGCUGGGGCUUGCACUGUCAUAGUAACAAUGCCUCUUGAUACAGCGUCAUCAAGGAUGCAGACCAGUGCAUUUGGGAAAUCCAAAGGGCUAUGGAAAACACUUUCGGAAGGAACUUGGAUCGAAGCAUUUGACGGCCUUGGGAUAUCCCUUCUUUUGACCUGUAACCCAUCUAUCCAGUACACAGUAUUUGAUCAGCUGAAAGAAAGACAGCUGACGAUUCAAAAGAACAACAAAGCAAGUGGAGAGUCUUCGAAGGAAGCGCUUUCGGCAUUUCAAGCUUUUGUAUUGGGGGCUGUCUCAAAGAGCAUAGCCACUUUCUUGACGUAUCCUGCUAUUAGGUGUAAAGUAAUGAUCCAAGCUUCUGACCCAGAUGAUGAUGAUGGGUCCAAGGAGGCUCAACCCAAGUCCAAAAAAACUGUCUCAGGUGUAUUAUAUACAAUUUGGAAAAAGGAAGGGUUGCUAGGUUUCUUUAAAGGAUUGCAGGCUCAAAUUUUGAAGACUGUACUAGGCUCAGCUUUACUUCUCAUGAUCAAGGAGAAAAUCACAAGGACCACAUGGGUCCUGAUGCUUGCACUUCAGAGAUAUCUGUUGGUCGUGCCACGUAGAUUAAAGGAUGCAUAAUGUCAACGGAGAUAAUCUAUGCUUAAAUCUUUUGUAAUUAAAAUGUGGCAGCAAAUUGGUUUCUUUGCCAUGUUAUGAAUUUUGUAGCUGAGGAAUAAGUGUUACUAAGUAUAGUUUGCCCAAGUUUAAUAAGUCAGGGAGGGAAGUGCAGAUUGUGCCGACAUUUUUUUAUUAUUAUUCUUUUUUUUAGAACAAAGAACUAUGGUUGUAGACUGUUUUGUUUUUGAGAAUGUGCAAUCGUCACUCUCAACUUGAGGGUUAAAAUGCA